Toxotes jaculatrix (banded archerfish) is the source of this 1668-nucleotide messenger RNA. It is a transcript of the gene rab20, whose product is annotated as RAB20, member RAS oncogene family. Gene Ontology annotation, molecular function: GTP binding; GTPase activity. Gene Ontology annotation, biological process: intracellular protein transport. NCBI's taxonomy places the organism in Eukaryota, Metazoa, Chordata, Actinopteri, Toxotidae. The record is from RefSeq and is a predicted model, not a curated record. Bases 235 to 1026 code for a protein of 263 amino acids. Gene Ontology annotation, cellular component: endomembrane system. The transcript has 2 exons.
UUACCUCACUUACUUUUUGAAGUUCAGAUUCAGGCAUCAGAUCUGAGGAUAAGCCAAUGCUGGAUAGUCACAUUGUCACCCAUUGACCAUCGUUCGUAGAAUGGCUUUUGUCAGAGGAAUUCGCGAGCAGCCUGAAAUUAUUUUUACGAGCUAGACUGUGCUUCGAUAAAGAGUUAGUGAGAGGGAGAGAGAGAAAAAAAGCUCCCCUGUAGCGGGACCCGACACAAUAUUGUCAUGCCCGAGAUGUCGAAGAUGAAGAAGCCCGACGUCAAGGUGGUCCUCCUGGGUGACAUGAACGUGGGGAAGACGUCCCUGCUCCACAGGUACACGGAGAGGAAGUUCAAAGACACCAUCAGCACCGUCGGAGGGGCGUUUUACCUCAAGCAGUGGGGACCUUACAACAUCUCAAUAUGGGACACUGCUGGUCGUGAACAGUUCCACGGGCUGGGCUCCAUGUACUGUCGAGGGGCAGCCGCUGUCAUCCUCACAUAUGAUGUUACCAACUGGCAAAGCUUAGCUGAGCUGGAGGAGCGCUUCCUGUCCCUGACUGAUACCGCUAACAAUGACUGCAUUUACGCCGUAGUCGGCAACAAGGCUGAUCUCACGGAUCUUAAGGCCCAGCUGUCCCAGGAUUCAGAUGGAGUGUCUGAGGACCAAACUGAGUGUGAGGAGGACAGGACAGAACCACAGGUGCUGUCUGCCUGCCCGACACCCCCGGCCUCCCCUGCAUCCCUUUCUGGGGUGAUCCUACACAAACAGGUUACCCACGACGAUGCGGUGGCUUUUUAUGGGAGAAUACUGCGCUACAAGGGCCAGGAGGAUAAGAGCAGCCUGCCUGCGGAGAAGAUGUGCUUUGAGACGAGUGCCAAGACAGGCUACAAUGUGGACAAUUUGUUUGAGACAUUGUUUGAUCUGGUGCUGCCUUCCAUCCUGAGGAAGAGAAAUGAGAACCAGAAGUCUCCUACAGUUGACCUGGAGGAGUGCAGGGGGGCCAGCAGCAAGCGAACCAGAUCUUCCUGCUGCUAGGAUCUGCCAAAAAGAGGUGGAGAGGCUGCCACAAGCAGAGACUUGAUUUUAACAAAGGACAAUCAACAGGUUGGUCUGAGCACCAAAAACAUACUGUGAUGGUACUCCUCCUUUACCUUGACUGAGACCCAAUAGCAUUAAUCACCUCUCAACACAUACACGUGCACGCACACAUGCAUACACACAUACAUUCUUGAUACUAUGAAGAUGGUCAGAAAAGUGACUAGAGUUCACAAUGUCCAGAGACAUUUCCUAUGUAAGGAAAGGAAAUGAAUGGGUGAAGUAUUAUCACUCUGAGCUUUGAAACCUUCCACCCUUAUGACUGAAACUGCACUUGUAUCCCAAAGAUGUGUCUGUGGGCAGAAAAUACACAUAAAAAAGUAAAUCACUGAUAUUUUUAAAUGUAAAUUUAACAGCACUAAUUGCUAGUCGGGUGGCACAUUUCACUGUGUUUUGUUAUAGUUGAAUUUUUACGGUUUUCAUAAAUCACACUUCUUUUAUUUACUUUAAUGUUAUGUUACCAGCAUUUAUACUGAUCUUUAUAUUUUAUUGCCACUUUUGGAAUUUUUCAAUGAGUGUAAAUAGUAAAUAUCCCUGUUGAAUUUUUACACAUGCUGUCAUAAUAAAGAUUUUUAUUUUGCA